UGCUACUGAUAAUCGUGAAGCUUAGCUCACUUCUCAUUCAAGAUUCUUUCUGGUAAUCAAUCUCAAGGACUCUCUAGUCAAGCAGCUUUGAUGGAGUUGAAUGCAUCAGUUGGAGGUUGCCACGGGGUACAUCUUAUGGCGAAGGCUGCUACUGCUGGAAUUUCGAGGGUAACAAUUGGAGCCAGAUCAAAGCAGUCUGCCCUUAAAACGGCUACUGCUAUUAGAUCAAUUCACUGUCAUUAUGCCACCAAUUUUUCUUCUUCUUCUUCAUUGUAUGAUGUUCUCUGUAUCUCUCCUAGUGUGAGUGUGCGUGACAUAAAGAGCGCAUAUCGUCGGAUGGCUCUUAAAUACCAUCCUGACGUCUGCCCAGCUGCAGAGAAAGAAGAGUGUAGCAGAUUAUUUCUUCAAGUCCAGGAGGCUCAUGAGACUCUGUCGGAUCCUCUGCUCCGUCAGGAUUACGAUUGGAGACUGCAAAACGGGAUGGAAAUCAACCAGCGAGGAGAAAGAAUAGAGACCUGCGAUUAUGUGUGGGAAGGUCAGAUUAUGGAGUUGAUAAAAAGGAGAUCUGGUUAUAAUUCAUCGUCGUGGGGCAGCAGAAUGAGAAGGCGAAAUGAACACGCAGCUGCCUGUUCAUGAUUGAUUUCUUCAGUUCGGCAUUGUGCUGUUGACGGUUAUGUAAAUUGUAUACAAAACGCGGAAAUGAAUGAAAAUUCAAAUUCCAAGAUAAGUCCAUUUUCUUGCUCAAGGUAUAUGUCAUCUGUACAAUUUCAGCCAAAUUUUGGAAAAAAAUAUCAAUGUAUAAUAAAAGUUUCAUA
Molecule: messenger RNA, 815 nt
Organism: Cryptomeria japonica (Japanese cedar)
Lineage: Eukaryota; Viridiplantae; Streptophyta; Pinopsida; Cupressales; Cupressaceae
Product: chaperone protein dnaJ 20, chloroplastic
Exons: 1
Coding region: 91-636 (181 amino acids)
Cellular component (GO): chloroplast
Source: RefSeq, a predicted model, not a curated record